UCAUCGCAACUGUCAUGAAUCAAAUUUAGGCACUACAAUUCCCAAAUUAAGUUGAAUAAUAACAGAAACUUGUGGCAACCAAGAAAAACCAAAAGAGAGAUUUUUGCAGAGCCUCUCAAAUGGCCCUCCACACGUCUGGUUUUUUCUUUCAAUAAAACAUCCCCAUGGUUCAAUUUUGUAAUGCCAUUUCCUAUUAGCAGCCUUGGGUCGCUCCAAGGUUAUGACGGGCAUGAAAACACUAUCAACCAUGCAGGCCUCGGGCUGCUUCCUAGCGCUUCUCCUUUUGUCUCUCUUGCCAUCUUUCUCUUAUGCUCUAUCCGAUUCCGAAGUUGCAUUCAUUGCUCGUCGCCAACUCUUAACUCUUCCUGAGAACGGUGAUCUGCCUCAUGAUUAUGAAUAUAAUGUGGAACUUAAUCUCACGUUUGAGAAUUCCAGGCUCAGGCGUGCAUACAUUGCACUGCAAGCGUUGAAACAUGCCAUUUAUUCAGACCCGCUGAAAACCACCCAGAAUUGGAAAGGCCCGAAGGUUUGCAAUUACAAGGGAGUUUUCUGCGCACCGGCUGUUGACUAUCCGAAGUUGAUGGUUGUUGCUGGCAUUGAUCUUAACCAUGCUGACAUUGCUGGGUAUCUCCCUGUUGAGUUGGGUCUAUUGACUGAUCUUGCUCUGUUUCACAUCAACUCUAAUAGAUUUUGUGGAAUUAUUCCCAAAAGUUUCUCAAAGCUUAUUCUUCUGUAUGAAUUGGAUGUUAGUAACAACCGUUUUGUUGGCCCUUUCCCAGAUGUUGUAAUAUCAUUACCCUCGCUUAAGUUCCUUGAUUUAAGGUACAAUAAUUUUGAAGGGGAAUUGCCGUCCGAGCUAUUUGAAAAGGAGUUGGAUGCAUUGUUCUUGAACAACAAUAGAUUUGUAUCUAACAUUCCUGAAACUUUGGGGUCUUCUCCAGCUUCAGUCAUUGUGGUUGCCAACAACAAGCUCUCAGGUUGUAUUCCUGACAGCAUUGGCAAGAUGUGCAACACCUUGAACGAGAUUAUCUUCGCGAACAACAACCUCUCUGGAUGCUUGCCGUCUGAGAUUGGAAUGCUUAGGAACGUAACAGUCUUGGAUGUUGCCUCAAACUCUUUCAGCGGAGUGUUGGCAAAGACAUUUAAAGGGCUUGGAAAAGUUGAACACUUCGAUGUUGCCCAUAACAUGCUGACAGGUUUUGUUUCGGACGACAUUUGCCGCUUGCCAGGCUUGAACAACUUCACAUUUUCUCACAACUAUUUCAAUGGUGAGGCUAAAUCAUGCGAGCCAUCCAAGGGGAGGGGCAUUGUGUUGGAUGACACUAGCAAUUGCCUGCCAGAUAGGCCUAAGCAGAAGUCAGCCAAGGAAUGUCAUUCAGUAGUAAGCCGACCAAUUGACUGCAGUAAGUCAAAAUGUGGUGGUUCUUCGUCACGUCGUCCAAGUCCUCCGGCUAAGAAGAUUUCGCCACCGUCACAAAAAGCAACAUCAAAACCAGAACCACCAAAAGAACAAUCGCCUAAAGAGCAACCUCCUGAGCCAAAACCAACCGUGAACCCACUUCCAAAACCUAGUCCAACCACCGUUCCUAACCCUCCAAAAAUAGCAACACCACCACAAGUUCCGGUAGAAGAACCUCAUGGUGAAGCACCUGUUAAAAGGCAGUGGUCUCCACCACAACAAUCGCCACCAGCGGUUGUUCAGUCUCCAACACCACCAAAGCCUCUGGCCCCGGCAUCAACACCAGAAGAUCCCCAUAGAGAAUCACCCAUUAUAUGGCAUCGAUCCCCACCUCUUCCGAUACAAUCACCACCACCUCCAGUCCACUCUCCACCGCCACCGGUCUAUUCUUCACCACCACCACCACUAAUAAGUUCUCCGCCACCUCCAGUUCACUCGCACCCACCAACGCCUCUAGCCCCGGCACCAACACCAGAUGAUCCUCAUAGAGAAUCACCUAUUAUUGUAAGGCAUCCAUCUCCACCACCUUCCAUUUACUCCCCACCGCCAUCAGUCUAUCCACCACCAAUAAGUUCUCCGCCACCUCCAGUUCACUCAUCACCUCCAAAGCCUCUAACCCCGACACCAACAUUAGAAGAUCCCCAUAAGGAAUCACCUAUUAUAUGGCAUCCAUCCCCACUUCCUCCAGUACAAUCUCCAACGCCUCUCAUCCACUCGCCAUCGCCACCAAGCUGUUCUCCACCACCACCACCAGUAAGUUCUCCAUCACCUCCAGUACACUCACCACCACCAAAGCCUCUAGCCCCAGCACCGACACCAGACGAUCCCCAUCGAGAAUCACCCAUUAUUAUAAGGCGUCAAUCUCCACCACCUCCCAUCUACUCCCCACCGCCACCAAUAUAUUCUCCACCACCACCUGUACUCUCUCCUCUGCCACCUGUUCAUUCACCACCGCCGCCACCACUAGAUGAUCCCCAUAGAGAAUCACCCAUUAUUGUAAGGCGUCAAUCUCCACCGCCUCCCAUCUACUCCCCACCGCCACCAAUCUACUCUCCACCACCACCACCUGUACUCUCUCCUCCACCACCAAUCUAUUCUCUACCACCACCACCACCACCACCACCACCACCUGUACUCUCUCCUCCACCACCUAUUCACUCACCACCACCAGUCCACUCUCCACCAGACGAUCCCCAUAGAGAAUCACCCAUUAUCAUAAGGAGUCAAUCUCCACCGCCUCCCAUCUACUCCCCACCGCCACCAAUCUAUUAUCCACCACCACCUGUUCAUUCACCACCGCCGCCACCACCAAUCCACUCUCCCCCACCACCGGUUUUCUCUCCUCGGCCACCAAUCCAAUCUCCACCUCCACCUUCUCCUACUCCUGUCCCUGUCUUUGAGCCACUGCCAAACCAAGAAAUAGUUCUGCCACCAAAUCUCGGCUUCCAGUACUCAUCACCGCCCCCGCCAAUUUUCCCAGGAUACUAAUCGCUGCACUUCAGCUGCUUCCUUUUACUUUUGAAUCCUUUUUAUAGUUUUACAAUCUUACAACAUAAAUUCACUUGUGUUAGUGUCGUAGCUGGUAAAGUAAUUCAAAAAAAAAUGAAAAAGUAAUUCUCUGCAAUUCAAUAUCCAUCGGCAAAUUGUAUAUCUGAAAAUCUGAAAAAAUCAGAGUGAAAGUGAUGGCAACAACGUUGUCUCUUCAAUCA
Messenger RNA from Theobroma cacao (cacao), 3168 nucleotides. NCBI's taxonomy places the organism in Eukaryota, Viridiplantae, Streptophyta, Magnoliopsida, Malvales, Malvaceae. The record is from RefSeq and is a predicted model, not a curated record.